GGCUCGGCUCGGCUGCGCGGCCGCUGACGGGCGUGCGCUGGGGGCGCGGGGCGCGGGGCGCGGGCCUCGGCGGCGGCGGCGGCGGCGGCGGCGGAAGCCAGGUGCCCCCGCCCGCCCUGUCCUCUCGACGAGGCGGAGGCGUCGCCGCGGGCCAGGCCUCGGACUGCCGCGUCGGAGUGGACGCGGGGGGCGGCGGCGCGGGCGGACGCGGGCGGCGCGAAGCAGCGGGGCCCGCGGGGGCGCCCCGGCCGGGUCGGCGCGGACGGCACUCGGCGGACGCGGGCGGACGCUGGGCGGCCCCUCCCUGCCCGCGCGCCCGGGCGCCCCUGGCCGGCGCCGGGCCCCAGAGCGAUGACAUCGACGGGGAAGGACGGCGGCGCGCAGCACGCGCAGUAUGUUGGGCCCUACCGGCUGGAGAAGACGCUGGGCAAGGGGCAGACAGGUCUGGUGAAGCUGGGGGUUCACUGCGUCACCUGCCAGAAGGUGGCCAUCAAGAUCGUCAACCGUGAGAAGCUCAGCGAGUCGGUGCUGAUGAAGGUGGAGCGGGAGAUCGCGAUCCUGAAGCUCAUUGAGCACCCCCACGUCCUAAAGCUGCACGACGUUUAUGAAAACAAAAAAUAUUUGUACCUGGUGCUAGAACACGUGUCAGGUGGUGAGCUCUUCGACUACCUGGUGAAGAAGGGGAGGCUGACGCCUAAGGAGGCUCGGAAGUUCUUCCGGCAGAUCAUCUCUGCGCUGGACUUCUGCCACAGCCACUCCAUAUGCCACAGGGAUCUGAAACCUGAAAACCUCCUGCUGGACGAGAAGAACAACAUCCGCAUCGCAGACUUUGGCAUGGCGUCCCUGCAGGUUGGCGACAGCCUGUUGGAGACCAGCUGUGGGUCCCCCCACUACGCCUGCCCCGAGGUGAUCCGGGGGGAGAAGUAUGACGGCCGGAAGGCGGACGUGUGGAGCUGCGGCGUCAUCCUGUUCGCCUUGCUGGUGGGGGCUCUGCCCUUCGACGAUGACAACUUGCGACAGCUGCUGGAGAAGGUGAAGCGGGGCGUGUUCCACAUGCCGCACUUUAUCCCGCCCGACUGCCAGAGUCUGCUACGGGGCAUGAUCGAGGUGGACGCCGCACGCCGCCUCACGCUAGAGCACAUUCAGAAACACAUAUGGUAUAUAGGGGGCAAGAAUGAGCCCGAACCAGAGCAGCCCAUUCCUCGCAAGGUGCAGAUCCGCUCGCUGCCCAGCCUGGAGGACAUCGACCCCGACGUGCUGGACAGCAUGCACUCACUGGGCUGCUUCCGAGACCGCAACAAGCUGCUGCAGGACCUGCUGUCCGAGGAGGAGAACCAGGAGAAGAUGAUUUACUUCCUCCUCCUGGACCGGAAAGAAAGGUACCCGAGCCAGGAGGAUGAGGACCUGCCCCCCCGGAACGAGAUAGACCCUCCCCGGAAGCGUGUGGACUCCCCGAUGCUGAACCGGCACGGCAAGCGGCGGCCAGAACGCAAAUCCAUGGAGGUGCUCAGCGUGACGGACGGCGGCUCCCCGGUGCCUGCGCGGCGGGCCAUUGAGAUGGCCCAGCACGGCCAGAGUAAAGCAAUGUUCAGUAAAAGCCUGGAUAUCGCUGAGGCCCAUCCCCAAUUCAGCAAAGAAGACAGGUCUCGGUCCAUCAGCGGUGCCUCCUCAGGCCUUUCCACCAGCCCACUCAGCAGCCCCCGGCCUAUUAGGAAGCUUGUCCUGCCCCCACCGCCCCCCGAGCCGCCCUUCGUGGCCCGCCCCCUGGCCACCUCCACGGAGCCCGAAGCUUGUGGGAGCGCCUCGAGGCCUGGACACGUCCUCCCUCUGCAGGCCGCCCUGCGGCCCGACCCCAAGACCCAGACCUUGCCGUGCAAGGCCAAGCUGACCGACAAGCCUCUGCAGGGCACCAAGUCCAACCCCUUCCCGGCCAGCACCCCAGCCCGGCCUCCCGCCACUGGCCUUUGUCCCCAGCUGGCACCACCCCUGGGCCCGCCUGCCCUGCGGGUGCCCCCCCGGCCCCCACCCGCCGGGAUUGAACCAAACACCAAAUCUGUCCCCACCAUACAGGUGACCCCUCACCCCUCACCAAGGGGCAGUCCCCUCCCCACCCCCAAGGGGACACCUGUCCACACGCCAAAGGAGAGCCCGGCUGGCACGCCCAACCCCACGCCCCCGUCCAGCCCCAGCGUCGGAGGGGUGCCCUGGAGGGCGCGGCUCAACUCCAUCAAGAACAGCUUUCUGGGCUCACCCCGCUUCCACCGCCGGAAACUGCAAGUUCCGACGCCGGAGGAGAUGUCCAACCUGACACCAGAGUCGUCCCCAGAGCUGGCGAAGAAGUCCUGGUUUGGGAACUUCAUCAGCCUGGAGAAGGAGGAGCAGAUCUUCGUGGUCAUCAAAGACAAACCUCUGAGCUCCAUCAAGGCUGACAUCGUGCACGCCUUCCUGUCGAUUCCCAGUCUCAGCCACAGCGUCAUCUCCCAAACGAGCUUCCGGGCCGAGUACAAGGCCACGGGGGGGCCAGCCGUGUUCCAGAAGCCGGUCAAGUUCCAGGUUGAUAUCACCUACACGGAGGGUGGGGAGGCGCAGAAGGAGAACGGCAUCUACUCCGUCACCUUCACCCUGCUCUCAGGCCCCAGCCGUCGCUUCAAGAGGGUGGUGGAGACCAUCCAGGCCCAGCUGCUGAGCACACACGACCCGCCUGCGGCCCAGCACUUGUCAGACACCACUAACUGUAUGGAAAUGAUGACGGGGCGGCUUUCCAAAUGUGGCAGCCCAUUGAGUAACUUCUUUGACGUAAUUAAACAACUUUUUUCAGACGAGAAGAACGGGCAGGCGGCCCAGGCCCCCAGCACGCCCGCCAAGCGGAGUGCCCACGGCCCACUCGGUGACUCCGCGGCCGCUGGCCCUGGCCCCGGAGGGGACGCCGAGUACCCAACGGGCAAGGACACGGCCAAGAUGGGCCCGCCCACCGCCCGCCGCGAGCAGCCUUAGACACACUAGCCCCCCCCCCCAGCACAGCACUGACAGCGGCUGCCUCGCCGCCCGCCGCCCGCCCUGCCCCGAGUGGACCCGCGGCCGCGCCGCCCGUCCGUCCAGACUGUUCUCAGAGCCUGGGAGGAAAGGAAAGGGGCGUUGGGGCCGGCCUGUGGGCUGCGCCACCCGCGCCCGCUCUCUUUUCUCUCUGUCUCUGCCUCUGCCUGUCUCUGACAGCAUCGCUUGUUUCCACUCUGAUACCAGGAAUUAUCCCGAAAAGUUAACAUGUCACCUCCACGAGGCCAUCCUCUGUGACCGAAGGCAGCUGCUGCGGACCCGCCCUCCCUCCGCUCCUGCUGUUGCUGCCGGGCAGUGAGGCCCAGCCCAGCGCCCCGUCCACCCCGCGGCAGCUCCUCGCCUCAGCUCCGCACGGCCCGUGGGAGGAAGGCCAGGCUCGGGGGAGCCUCCUCCAGCCCGGCCGACCCGGACUCCCGGUCACCUGACCCCUCAGCAAGAACAGCCUGCCUGGUGGCCUUCUGGGGCCAGGACCCCUGGUGGGCAACGUAGCCACAGGAACAGGCCCCGUCCACCGCCUCCACGCCGCACCUGGAGGCCUCCUCGCAGGCCCGUGCCCCGCCUCCCUGGCUGCGCCGCCUCCGUGUAGUCUUGGCCUCCUCAGGCUGCCUCCCGUCCUCUCGUCUCACCCGCGCCUCCCUUGCCUCAUCUGGGGCGGCUGUGGGCUCUGGCGCUCCUCUCUGGCUGAGGUGGAAACAGAGACACCCUGCGGCACCAGAGCCUUCCCAGCAGGCCAGGCCGCUGGGCUGGGAUCAGUGUUAUUUAUUUGCCGUUUUAAUUUAUGGAUUCUCCGCACCUCUGUUCAGGGAAGGGCGGCGGCCACAUCCCCUGCCGUCUGCGUGUCUCAGGCAGUGGGGGGGCUGGGGCCAGGGCGCCCUCUGAGGACAGAGCUGGUGGGGCGCGGGGGGGCUGGCGAGCUACUGUAAACUUUAAAGAAUUCCUGCAAGAUAUUUUUAUAAACUUUUUUUUCUUGGUGGUUUUUGGAAAAGGGUGUGGGGGUGGGGGCGCCGCUGGGGCAGGGCCAGGUUUUGUGUUUUAGUCCCUUGCUCCUGCUUCUUUCUACACACACAUCUAAAGACGGUGCGGCUCGCUCUGUCAUGGGUUCCGUCUCUCUGUGGAGAAGCAGCUCCACCUCUGGGGGGGCUCGGGGCAGAGGGGCGGUGUCUUGUAGCGGGCGGCAGCGCCAGCGCCCCUCUGUCAGGCUGGGGCAAUCUUGGUUUUGUGUCCAAAGGUGAAGGGGUAGGAGGAGGGCCCUCAGCUGGCCCUCCCCACACACAGGACGGCAGGGGCACUGUGAGGCUUUUCUUAUUAAAAUGAAAAAAUUGAAAAAAAAGGACAAAGAGUCGGUGGCGCUCCUCUGCAGGGCGUUCUGUGCAGAGCGAGGCCCAGGGCGCAGCCCUCAGAGGGCUGCAGGCCCACCCUGCCCAGUGCCCGCCGCCGUGCUUCACCCCAGCUCCAGCUUCUGUGUUCCCUUCCGCCCAUGUGCCCAGCCCUCCCAGGCGGGCACAGCCCGGGUGCGGCGGCCGUGGGGGACGGCGGGUCUGAUGCAUGCCUCUGCCAUGGAGUCGUCUGUCUGCUUCGGUGCCUGCCCCUGCCUCCCACCCACCUCGUGUAUAGAUUUUAACGCUUCUGUUAACAUUAGACCUCUGCCACAGGCUGGGAUUUCUAUACAUAAGAACAAAAGCAAACACCUAGGACAGCAAACGCCAGGCGGUACAGGCGGGAAGGGGCUCUCCACGGAGAUCGAGGACACGAAGCAAACUGCCUCUUGCUUGCCUUCCCCUUUUGUGCUUCGGACACACGCGGACUCCAGCAGGCGCCACGGAAAUGGGCAAGCCCCUGCAGUGUACCCCUGUCAUAACUGUGAGCAGCUGCAGCUCCGGAACAAUAAAUCCCUUCCGCAAAGACA
Messenger RNA from Homo sapiens (human), 4960 nucleotides. RefSeq names its product BR serine/threonine kinase 2 (gene BRSK2). Gene Ontology annotation, cellular component: endoplasmic reticulum; perinuclear region of cytoplasm; centrosome. Gene Ontology annotation, biological process: G2/M transition of mitotic cell cycle; regulation of synaptic vesicle clustering. The transcript has 21 exons. NCBI's taxonomy places the organism in Eukaryota, Metazoa, Chordata, Mammalia, Primates, Hominidae. The record is from RefSeq and is a predicted model, not a curated record. Gene Ontology annotation, molecular function: protein serine/threonine kinase activity; tau-protein kinase activity; protein kinase activity. Bases 352 to 2994 code for a protein of 880 amino acids.